This is a messenger RNA of Sciurus carolinensis (gray squirrel), 2047 nucleotides long. RefSeq names its product AKT1 substrate 1 (gene Akt1s1). Gene Ontology annotation, cellular component: cytoplasm. The record is from RefSeq and is a predicted model, not a curated record. Gene Ontology annotation, biological process: neurotrophin TRK receptor signaling pathway; negative regulation of protein kinase activity; negative regulation of TOR signaling. Lineage: Eukaryota; Metazoa; Chordata; Mammalia; Rodentia; Sciuridae. The coding region runs from base 363 to 1187 and encodes 274 amino acids. The transcript is spliced from 5 exons.
AAUGGGAAAAUGAAGCCAGACUGGCUGCCUUGUCGCUGAUGGGCACUGUUUUACUCCACUUUCGUGUCUGCGGAAAAACAGUUACGCGUGAGGGAUGUCAGGUCACUUGCCUGAGUUUAUUGCAACCCUGUGUGAGCAUCUGCGGUCAGCCAUAUUUCUUGGAGGCAAAUCGAAGUGGCUUAGGCUUGCGCGGAAACCUUUCUUUCACCAUCUCAUUUAUGGGCACUCUGCUGUUACUAUUGCCCCAUUGGUCCAGAUGAAGCAUCAAUGGUUGCCAUUUUGGUCUCGGGCGGCCCGGAUAAGGGAGGAGGAGUGUGCGGAGUGGAGGAGGGGCAACUGCACGGAAGUGACGCAGCGCCGCCAUGCCUUUUGAGGGCGGCGACGGCGCCGGGCCGGCCAUGCUGGCUACGGGCACGGCGCGGAUGGCGUCAGGGCGUCCAGAGGAGCUGUGGGAGGCCGUGGUAGGGGCUGCUGAGCGCUUCCGGGCGCGGACAGGCACAGAACUGGUGCUGCUGACUGCUGCGCCACCACCCCGCCCAGGGCCCUGUGCCUACGCAGCCCAUGGACGUGGGGCCCUGGCUGAGGCUGCCCGCCGCUGCCUCCACGACAUUGCCCAGGCCCAUAGGGCAGCUGCUGCUGCCCGGCCACCUGGCCCCCCACCAGAACCACAACCACCCAGCCCUGCUCCAAGCCCACUCCAGCCUGUCCUGGCCAGGGAGGAUGAGGAGGAGGAUGAGGAUGAGCCAACAGAGACAGAAACCUCUGGGGAGCGUCUGGGUGGCAGCGAUAACGGAGGGCUCUUUGUGAUGGAUGAGGAUGCCACCCUCCAGGACCUGCCCCCCUUCUGCGAGUCAGACCCUGAGAGCACAGAUGAUGGCAGCCUGAGCGAGGAAACCCCAGCUGGCCCCCCAGCCUACUCAGUGCCCCCAGCCUCAGCACUGCCCACACAGCAGUAUGCCCGGUCUCUGCCCGUGUCGGUGCCUGUAUGGGCCUUCAAGGAGAAGAGGACAGAGGCGCGGUCGUCAGAUGAGGAGAAUGGGCCGCCCUCGUCGCCGGACCUCGACCGCAUCGCGGCGAGCAUGCGCGCGUUGGUGCUGCGGGAGGCCGAGGACACCCAGGUCUUCGGGGACCUGCCGCGACCCCGGCUCAACACCAGCGACUUCCAGAAGCUGAAGCGGAAAUACUGAGGCAGACGGAGGAAGCUGUCGGGGCCCGCGUCUGCUCCGCCCACACUACACCCCCGCCGCGCCCCCGGGUCUGGCCAAUCCCCGCCCGAGCUGGGACGGCCUCCCCGCGAAUCCGCGGCCCCAGGACUGACCCGCCCAGCCAAUUCCCGUCGCCCUUGCAGCCCUCCACCUCCGCACGCAGGAGCGGGAUCCCGCCAGUCUCCGCAAGGGGUCUGUCGCCCAUUUCUUUGCCCAGCGACAGGUUCUUUGCUUCGCUCCGCCGUCGGGGGCGUGGCGGUCCCUAAACCCUUCCCGGGUCAGCUCUGCCUAAGCGACAGUGGUUUCGCUCUGGCGGCACUGACCGACCCUGAAGGAGCACAGCCAAGCCCAGGAUUUGGGGAGUGGCAGACGAGCCUGGUGAACGGGCAGCUCUUUCUUUGAUCGGCUCGAGUCUUGUCGCGGGCUCGGUCAGUCUCCCGAGGUCCGCCCCCGCCCUUCCUGAGUUCUCCCACCUAAUUUGGCUCCGGCCCCUCGGGCGCCCAGAACUGACCUGCGGCUUUCAAUUUAUGGCUUUACACUACUGGGGUUGGGGUCGUUUUUGCCCCUAGUCCUGACAAUUGUGACCCUGGCCACCUCAGGGAUGGCCCAAUCCUGUCCCUGAGUCUGAUACCCCACUUCAUUGAUUCCAUCCCACAAAACCCUGCCAAUCGAAGCCCGUCCUCGCAUCCAGGACGGAACCAGCUCCCGUUCCUCUUCCCCCACCCCCACAGGUGCCUUAAAGUGGCCCUCGUCCACCAGAGGUGGAGGGCAGGGGGCCUCACUCUCCGGCCCUGGUGUGGGGGAGAGAGUUGGGGGGGGUCGGAAAUUAGGGGGGCUCUGAG